Messenger RNA from Megalobrama amblycephala (Wuchang bream), 3498 nucleotides. RefSeq names its product E3 ubiquitin/ISG15 ligase TRIM25-like. NCBI's taxonomy places the organism in Eukaryota, Metazoa, Chordata, Actinopteri, Cypriniformes, Xenocyprididae. The transcript has 7 exons. Bases 1081 to 2715 code for a protein of 544 amino acids. The record is from RefSeq and is a predicted model, not a curated record. Gene Ontology annotation, molecular function: zinc ion binding; protein binding.
UCAAAAUCAAGAAGAAUCACAUGCUAAAACAAAUAAUUUCUGAAAGGUUUGAUGCCAGUGACAUUGUACAACAAACAUGAACUCAUCAAUGAUUUAAUCAUUUUACACAGAUCGCUGGAAGUGUGUUAGAAGCUGUUAAAACAAACAAACAAACACAUUUUCUAUGUUACACACUCAACUAAUUACUGGUGUCAAGUCACCUUUAUUUACAUAGUGCUUUUUGCAAUGCAGAUCAAAGCAGCGAUAAAGGGAACAUAAUUUUGGCUGCACAGCAGUUCUAGAAGAAAAUAGUGUCAUUGUCCAACUUAAGUAAGUUCAGUAUUGAUUCAUUCCGUUGUAAAAAUCAUUAGUUAUUAAUUUAGUUUUCUCUGUAGAUCAGCUUUAGAGAAAACAGUGAAGUCAUCGUCCAGCUCAGUUUAGUUCACAUACAAAGGUGUCAAGAGAUAUGGUGUGAUAUUAAGAAAAAUAGGGGAGACCAGGGGCAAAUGUAACGGGACAAUUGUAACAUCUCAAAUUGCACCAAUCAGAAAUGAGACAGAACCAUGAAACUCACUUUGCAUGUGCUCUGUGGAGAUCCCUCUCUGCAUGCCAAAGGACAAGCUUCUAAAUCAUACUUGGUAAAGUUUUUCUUGGUAAAGACUAAUUUUUGAGGUAUUAAAGUAAUUAGAUGUAACAUUUGACUUCUAAUGUUUCAAUCAGUAUUGUAAUUGCUUGUAAAAACAUUUGGUGACUCUUAACAACACACAGAAGUUACUGACAUAGAAAUUGUAUCCAAAUAUAUUUCAAAGGUUUUUGAGUAAUGACGACAUGAUCAAAAUUUGGUACAAUUGCCCCCGGUCUCCCCCUACAGAGAGUAGAGCAUCAAAACUGCAAAGUCAUGGUUUCACAUAAACAAUGUUUACUCUCUCUCUCUCUCUCUCACUGAAAACCAGGAAGUUUGUGGAUUCAGGAGAAACGAAACCUAUUUCCUUGCAACACAAGCCUCUGCUUAAGAAUCCAUUUACUCUUGUUAGUUUGGUUAAAGCAAAAGGAAGGAAUAUUUGACUUGUUAUUCUGUCAAAGCAGGCUACUCCUUCAGAAAUGGCAGAGUCUGCAGUGAGUCAGUAUGUGGAUCAGUUCAGCUGUCCAGUCUGUUUGGAUCCUCUGAAGGAGCCGGUGACGAUUCCCUGUGGACACAGUUACUGUAUGAGCUGUAUUACUGACUGCUGGGGCCAGAAGGAGCAGGGGCCGCCGUACCGCUGUCCCCAAUGCAGAGAGAGCUUCGGUCAGAGACCUCUACUGAAGAAGAACACUCUGAUAGCUGAGAUGAUGGAGACGCUGCAGAAGACGUCCCUACAAACGGCUGCUGUGGAGUGUGAUGUUUGCACUACAGAGAAGAACAGAGCUGUAAAGUCCUGUCUGCAGUGCUUGGCCUCCUUCUGUCAAACUCACCUGCAGCCUCACUAUGAAUCUCCUGCGUUUAUGAAGCACAAACUAGUCGAAGCUUCCAGAAACAUUCAGGAGAACAUCUGCCUCAGUCAUGGGAGACUUCUGGAGAUUUACUGUCAGGAUGAUCGUCAAUGCAUCUGUUGUUUGUGUAUUGACAAUCACAAAGUACACAAUGUGGUGUCUGUGGAUUCAGAAUGGACUAGUAAAAAGAAAGAGUUAAAGGAGAUAAAAGUGGCAUAUCAGAAGCUGAUCCAGGAGCGAGAGAGAGGUCAGCGGGAACUCAGAGAAGCUGUGAAGCUGCUUAAAAGUUCAGCUCUAGAGACCAUGGAGGACAUUGAGAAGGUCUUCACUGAGCUCAUCUGCUCUCUUGAGAAGAAACACUCUGAGAUUAAAGAGCAGAUCAGAGCUCAGGAGAAGACUGAGAUAGAUCGAGCAGAGGAACUUCACAAACAUCUGGAUCAAGAGCUGACAGAACUCAGAAAAAGACAAGCAGAGAUUGAGAAACUUCUGAUUACUGAUGAUCAGAUCCAGUGUCUGAAAAGGUGUCAGUCUGUGUGUGUUUUACCUUCAUUUGAAGAUGUUCCCAUCUUCACUCAACACACUCAUCUGUCUUUUAAAGAUAUUUCAAUCUCAGCGUUUAAGGAGGUUUUGGAGGACGUCUAUCAACAGCAAACAGCCAGAAUUUCCAGAGAAGUGUCAAAUGUCCAUGUUGCAGAGCCUCCAGAACCUAAAACGGCAAAUGAAUUUUUGAAAUACUUCUGUCAGCUGAACCUGGAUCCAGACACUGCAGACAAAAAACUCAAACUGUCAAAUAGGAACACAAAAGCAUCAUAUUCAGAAAAAGUCCAGCAGUAUCCUGAUCACCCAGAGCGUUUUGAGUUUCCCUACAUCUUGUGUCGAGAGGGUUUGUACGGUCGCUGUUACUGGGAGGUUGAGUGCAGUGGGAAGGAAUGGGCUGUAGGAGUUUGUUACAAAGGAAUUAGUCGUAAAGGAAACAUUAAUGACUGUAGACUUGGCUCCAACAAAAAAUCCUGGAGAUUUGGCUACUAUAAUAAUGAUAUCAUUUUCAUGCAUGACAACAAGCAAGUCUCAAUCCCUGCUUUCCACUCCUCUAGAAUAGGAGUGUAUCUGGAUCACAGAGCAGGAACUCUGUCCUUCUACAGCGUCUCUGACACAAUGACUUUCCUUCAUAGAGUCCAGACCACUUUCACUGAACCCUUAUACCCUGCUUUUCGAAUUGAUUCUGGUUCAUCUGUCAGUAUCAUAAAGAAGGGGAGUAAAAACUAAAUUCACAAAUAUAUAAAAUAAAACUUCAAUGUUGGAUGAAAAAGAUGAAAUGAUGAAAGAGAUGAAAUGGUAAAUAUUUUCAAUUAAAAAUCUUAAGUGUUUUGUUUUUGUUGUUUAGUGAUGAUUAAAUCAUAUAGCCUGAUUCUCUACUAUGUGGCUGGCUGGAUCUGAAUUUGUAGCAGUUAAUAAUUUCAGUACACAUGCUACUGACAGUCAAUAUCUUAAUGGUUUAGAUCAGAUCAUAGUUUUUGCAUUUAGUAGAGGAGCUAAUGAGGCAUUACAUACAUGUCUUAGCAGUGUGUGCAUUUACAUUUGUGUCUAUGAUAUAAAACUUAAAUGUUUUAAGAUGGUAAAUAUUUUCAAUUAUAAAGAUGUUUUUUUUUCAGUGAAAUUCUCUGUUAUACUUUAGUUAUACUCUUCACUACUUCUAAACAUUCUUUCUUCGUGUGAGCAAUCACAUGCAAAUUGAUCCAUUACAUUAUUAAAAUCUGUCAGGCAUGUAUGUACAGGUAUGGAAAGUUUGUAAAUGGGCAAAUGACCUGCCAUAGUAAUUAAAGAAAAAUCACAAUCUUAUUGAUCAAAUUUGGAAGCAUAUAUAUAUAUAUAUAUAUAUAUAUAUAUAUAUAUAUAUAUAUAUAUAUAUAUGGAGCUUGCUGGAUGUCAUUUUUUUGCAGUUUUCUGUUCAUUUUUACAUGUAAGAAAUGUGUAAACAUGGGCAUGUAAAUGUAAAUGUUCUGUAUACAUGUAACACAUUGCCUAAAUAAAAGUACCGCAUACAUACAA